AUGCGCUCUGCUCUAUGGUUGGCAGUUGCUACGGUCUGGGUGGAAUGCUCAAAAUGUGAGGACGUCGUGGAUCUGGAUGCGAUAAUCGACGUGUAUGAUUUCAAACCAGGCGAAUCGCCCAAAGUCCAAUGGGCCUUGUUUCACGACCCGCUGUUCAACGACUACAUUGCAAUGCUUUCCUCGCCUGGCCAGCUUUCAUUCGACCAGAGUGUUUCCACAGUUGAUUUGAAGGAUUUGAUUCGACUAUAG
Molecule: messenger RNA, 249 nt
Organism: Hymenoscyphus albidus
Lineage: Eukaryota; Fungi; Ascomycota; Leotiomycetes; Helotiales; Helotiaceae
Source: the annotation of a GenBank genome assembly